This is a messenger RNA of Camelina sativa (false flax), 2435 nucleotides long. Lineage: Eukaryota; Viridiplantae; Streptophyta; Magnoliopsida; Brassicales; Brassicaceae. The record is from RefSeq and is a predicted model, not a curated record.
AAUCUUCGAAUGUUACAAGAUUUCUUCAUGUCAAAUUUUCUCAUCUUUUUUAUUUUAUUUUAGAGUAUAAAACAAUUCUAUUAGUUCGGAUCACAUGAAAUACGCUGUUUCCUUCACCCAAAAUUUAGAAAAAAAUAAAAAUAAAAAUUGAUUAGAUAAUACAGAGUGUUGAGUUCAUAAAACAAGAGAGACUAGUAGUAGUUUUCUCUCUCUCUCUCUCUCUCUCUCUCUCUCUCUCUCUCUCUAUUUGUCUCUUUGUAACAGAACAUCGAAUAAGGGAAAGAAGGAAGAUAAUGGCAAUAGGUACGGAGGAGAAGGUAGGAGGAGGAGAUGGACCUACUGCUUGAAUUUUGGCGGGGGCGGGGGCACAAACGGUCUCUUUCAAUGAUUCUCUUGUCCAGUGUGGGUUCCCCAGUUUCCUCUCACCACUGUCCCAUCUAAUCACUCUUUCCAACUUGCCUACUCUCAAAAACCAUGAGAUAGAAAUAUAGAGAGAGAGAUUGAUAACAUUUCUUUCCAAAAGUUUUGAUUUUUUUUUCACCAUCUCUGUGUGACUUACAGCGAAGGAAGAAGCCUAAUAAAAUAAGAUCUCUCAGAUUGUUUGUCAAUAUCUUUUUUUUUUUUCUUUUUUUUUUUAAAUUUAGGUUUCCUGGAGAAGGAGAGAGAGAUCACAGAUCUUCUAUUCAUAUGAAGAGAUCUUUCCUUCUCUUGUAUGUGCUCCUGGUACAUGCCUUCUAUGGUGCUUGGUCUAGUAGUGUUGGAGGAAGCCUGCAUUGUGAAUAUUCCAAUUUAGCGAAUCUUCACCGGCCUCACAGCGUAUCCAUUACAGAGUUUGGAGCGGUUGGUGAUGGCGUGACUCUAAACACCAAAGCCUUUCAGAACGCUUUGUUCUACCUCAAUUCUUUCUCUGAUAAAGGCGGUGCUAAGCUUUUUGUUCCCGCUGGUCAGUGGCUUACCGGGAGUUUCGACCUCAUCAGUCACCUCACCUUAUGGCUAGAUAAAGGUGCAACGAUUCUCGGGUCAACGAGCUCAGAGGAUUGGCCAGUGGUUGAGCCAUUACCAUCAUAUGGACGUGGAAGAGAAUUACCUGGUCAAAGGCAUAGGAGUCUUAUAUAUGGUCAGAAUCUCACAGAUGUAGUCAUAACAGGCGAGAACGGGACAAUCAAUGGUCAAGGAAGUAUAUGGUGGGAUUGGUUUAGAAAUGGAGAGCUAAAUUAUACAAGACCUCAUCUUGUUGAGCUCAUGAACUCUACUGGUCUGAUCAUCUCCAACCUCACAUUCCUGAAUUCACCGUUUUGGAACAUUCAUCCUGUUUAUUGCAGAGAUGUUGUUGUAAAGAAUCUUACAAUUUUGGCUCCUCUUGAAUCUCCAAAUACAGACGGAGUUGAUCCAGACUCAUCAACUAAUGUUUGCAUAGAGGAUUGUUACAUAGUUACCGGAGAUGAUUUAGUGUCGAUAAAAAGUGGAUGGGAUGAGUAUGGAAUAUCAUACGCAAGACCGAGCUCCAAGAUCAAGAUCAAUAGGUUAACAGGUCAAACUACUUCAAGCUCAGGAGUCUCAAUAGGAAGUGAAAUGUCAGGAGGUGUAUCCGAAGUAUAUAUCAAAGACUUACAUUUAUUCAAUUCGAGUACUGGAAUCAGGAUCAAGACUUCUCCGGGAAGAGGAGGGUAUGUCAGAAACGUACACGUCUUGAACGUGAAGCUAGAUAAUGUAAAGAAAGCGAUAAGGUUCACGGGUAAGUACGGUGAACAUCCUGAUGAAAAUUUUGAUCCCAAAGCGCUCCCAGUUAUCGAGAAAAUAACGUUUGAGAAUGUUCAUGGCGGUGGGAUCGGUGUUGCGGGUCUUCUUGAAGGUAUAGAAGGAGAUGAGUUCAAGAAUAUAUGUUUCCUUAAUGUCACUCUUACAGUGAAGAAGAAGAAUUCGAAGAAGUCUCCAUGGGAAUGCUCAAAUGUUAGAGGUUAUUCACAGUGGGUUUCGCCGGAGAUUACUUGUGAUUCUUUGAAAGAGAGUAUAUUCCCGGAGCAUCAGUCUGAUUGUUUUGGGUUAUCGGAAAAUAAUCUGGAGAUAUCAAGUGGUUUAAGUAGAUCACCAUGGUUACUUUCUUGGUAAGUUACUGUGAAGUUUUGAAAACAGUUUGCUUGAUUCUAAAGAAACCUCUUUCGAUUUCUCCUUACAAUUUUUCCUUCAGAGGUUUCGUUUUCUUACAGUGAUGCUUUCAUUUUUUUUUUUUUUGCUGUUUUGUUGUAAUUUGUAAAUUUGUGUGCAGUGAGAAAAAAUAAUCAGAGUGGCUUAAGAUUUUUUUUCUCUUUCUUUCUUUUUGGUUUUUGUUUUUUUUCUUGUAUGGGCUUUUUAGUGCUUUGGUGGAGCGGAAACCAAGUGUAAUAUCUCCGACAGAGUCUUUUUGGAAUUUUUUGACAAUUAUCUUUCGUUCUCAA